UAAAAUUUUGAUUUCCUAAUCGACGUCCAUAUUAAAGUUCUGUUAAUUUGAUUGAUGCCAUUUAUAAUUUGGAUUAUAACAAAAAUAAAUUUAUAGCAAAAUUCGAACCCUAAACACCGGAUUAACCCUGGUGGUAGCUCGUCCAAAAUCGGAAUUUGGAGGACAGCAAAAAGCCCGUUCUUCUUUGCUGUAAAGCUCAGAGAAGUUGCCUCCGCCGAUUUGCACAGAGAAUUCAGCCGCCAAAUUGACAGCCGUUCAAUUUUGCCGGUAAAUUUUGGGGCAAGAAAAGGAGGCUCAUUCAAUUUGGAACUUUGAAGCCUUCAAGUCUGGCAUUAUCAAUUUUAGAGAUAUGCAAGACCAGAGAGGACUUGAGGAAGCUUCAGCUCCUAAAAUGCGGAAAAAGAAAACAUCACAACCGAAGGCUACAGUAUUGCAAAAAGAAGGGAAUAAGGCAAAAAGGAUACAAGAUGUGCAUGCAAUGCCAAUUCAAAAUGGGUUAAAACACACCAAGAGAGUCCCACCAAACGAAGUUUCCCCAUUAUUCCAAUAUGCUGAGAAAUCAACACCUGAAUUCUCGCCAGAUACUUCCACUUCUGGAAAAGAAUAUCGGGCAUUAAGGAGAAAGUAUCUAUUGCUGGAAGAAGAAAGUUUUGGUCUUAAUAAAGAAUUGAGAGAAACCGAUGAUGAGAUCAAGGCCCUUGAAGACGAGAAGCUAACACUCCUUGAUGAUCUUGUUGUGUUAGAAGGCCUGGUUGAUCCUUCAGAUAUUCAAUCCCAAGGCCAGCGAUUAUGAUGGUUUAUUUAUAAUGUGUUUUUUCGGUAAACUGGGGAUAUAUACAGAAUUGUGUACAAUAAUCCAACUUCUGUUAGCAUAAAGUUGAGAUUGUAACGAUGCAUUAUAUAACAUCGACUGAUUGUUUAUUGCACAAUUACCAAACUGCAUGUUGGAUCA
Molecule: messenger RNA, 952 nt
Organism: Solanum lycopersicum (tomato)
Lineage: Eukaryota; Viridiplantae; Streptophyta; Magnoliopsida; Solanales; Solanaceae
Source: RefSeq, a predicted model, not a curated record